AUGCACGAUAAAAAGCCCUUGAUGCUCGUUAAGGAGAAAUGGGCGUUUUGGAAAAAGAAGUAUAAAUGUUAUACUACAACAGCAAGACAAAGCGGACAGCAAAGCACAAAUUUAGGUAGCGUUAUUAAGAUUCUUAGGUGCGACCUUGAAUCAGCCGAUCUGACAAUUCUUCCGAACGCACCUGAAGUUGAAACUAUGAUGUGGCAGUUCUCCCUCAAUAAAAGAUGUGAAAAAGGUGCAAAUAAACCAAAGGUCAAAAGUAUCAUCCGUAGUACGAAGACAAAGAUACAGAAAUUAAAAGCAAAACGCCCACCUAGAUAUUGUAUGUUCUGUGAAAAAAUGAUACCAAACAAACUGAGUAGACACAUCCAACGUGUUCACAAGGCUGAUGAUAGAGUAAAAACAGCACUGUCUGUUAACAAAAAUGAGCGAAAUCUAAUUUUUCAACAAUUUCGAUUGGAUGGUAUUGCUGUCUAUAACAGAAAGCAGGCAGGUGAAGUAAAUAUAAAGUACCAAAGAGAAAGGCGAAGGAGAAAAACAGAUACUGACAACCUUAUUUAUUGUAGUGAUUGCAACAAAUUUAUUUUGCCAAAAAGUUUUUUCUGUCACAAAAGAAAUUGCAAAGGAGAUAGGAGAAGGAAGAUUGCCCCCACACCAGUGUUUGUAUUGGAGACUCAGGAGCGAAAUGAUGGGCUUGAUCUCUCACCAGAAUUUCAAGAACACAUCCUGUCAGAAUUCAGAAAUGAUCGCAUUGGAAAUGUUUGUAGAAACGAUGCUACUCUUUUAAAACUAGGUGAUGUGUUUUAUGCCAGGGUUAAGAGGAAGAAAGAUAAACGUGUACAAGUACGGAAAACUAUCAAAUCUGAAGUAAGGAUCAUAGGCCACAUCUAUGAUAGAGCUCUUCAACAAAAACAAUUUAACUGUGCUUUUAAUAACUCGCUUGACAUUUUUAAGAGGGAUAAUUUUUCGUGUUUACGAUUAGCCAUUGAGAAGUACACAUCUGCAGAAGAUGAUACCAUAAAACCUGGCUUAAAACAAAAUAUAUAUUAUAUUUUAAAAAGAUCUUCUAAAAUACUGCGAGCUUUAAUGAUUUCGCAAAACAAAACCGAUGUUGCUCAAGAAAUUCAAAAUUUUAUUGAUCUGCUAGAUUUGUGGAAAUAUUUGAUAUUUGGUGAUGCAAUUUAUGAGACAAACAAGAGAAGGGAAGUAUUUUUAAGAAAGCCAGCUCAGCUUCCAAAUGAAAAUGACAUGAAAAUUAUGAGAACGCAUAUCCUUGAUAGAAUAGAGACUCUUACUAAAGAUAAGUUAGUGUUUUUUACGACUAGCGAUUUUGUUGAACUUCGGGAUGUCACAUUAUCAAGGUUAGUAAUAGAGAAUGGGCGUAAUGCUGGUGAGCCUUCCCGUCUUGAAAUUUCUGAUUGGAACAUGGCAAAAAACGAUGAAUGGAUUGACAAACAAAAUAUGUCCCAUUUGGAUGAAUUUGACAGGAUCUUAGAAAGUUACAAAUAUACCAGGUAUGGGAUUGGAUUUUUAUUGGAAGAGCUGUGGUGUAACCCCUGUAAAGGGAACAAACAUUUGGUACCUCUUCUAAUACCCAAAGAAACAGAAGCUGCACUAGAUCUUUUGUCGUCCCCAGAUUAUCGUAAAAUUGCUGGAAUUUCGGUAGAUAAUCCUUCCGUUUUUGCCAACACGCGACAGUCAGAAGAUCAUACUUCUGGAUGGCAUAGUCUCCACAGCAUAAUGGAAAAUUUGCCAUUAAAAGAGCCUGAGAAGACCAAGUCCACUGCUAACAGGCAUCGAAUAAGUACGCUAUUGGCCUCUAUGGAUUAA
Molecule: messenger RNA, 1830 nt
Organism: Hydractinia symbiolongicarpus
Lineage: Eukaryota; Metazoa; Cnidaria; Hydrozoa; Anthoathecata; Hydractiniidae
Exons: 4
Coding region: 1-1830 (609 amino acids)
Source: RefSeq, a predicted model, not a curated record